Messenger RNA from Spathaspora passalidarum NRRL Y-27907, 2781 nucleotides. It is a transcript of the gene GYP2, whose product is annotated as Gyp2p. Gene Ontology annotation, molecular function: calcium ion binding. The transcript has a single exon. The coding region runs from base 1 to 2781 and encodes 926 amino acids. Lineage: Eukaryota; Fungi; Ascomycota; Pichiomycetes; Serinales; Debaryomycetaceae. The record is from RefSeq and is a predicted model, not a curated record.
AUGGCCUUUUUUGACGCCCUCAGGGAAAAGGCCGUCACCACAUUGAACCAGGUGUUGGACAAGAAUCGCAACUCUGGUUUGACAAAACACCAGCAAUUCUGCUAUAGUCACCACAUACCGGAAACUGAAACCAUUCUCAGUGAAUCCGCUGCGGAAAUAGGCAUCAAGUCUGAUUAUUCUACUGAUGCAUACAAUGACAACUUGCCAUUCCCCCAGGGACGAAUCUACUUGACCCAGCUGUUUCUUAUAUUUCGUGAUGCAUUUGAUCGCAAGAACUGCUCCUUUAGUGUGCAUUUGAGCACCAUCAAAAAAGUGGAGAGACCUCCGGGCUCUGACUAUGGGUUUGCACUCAUGGUGUCUACGUACAGCAAACUUCAUUUAACAUUGUAUUUGGUGGGGAUUAGGUCAGACAGUGAACGGUUUGCCCAGCAGUUGAAGAUUGCAUUAAAGAAGAAUUUGGUUCAUGUGGGAAAGUUGCAACCGUUUAUUCAGACCUGUUAUUCCGAAUACUUAUUGGCCAAGAACAAGGUAAGCACUGAGAAAGUGGAACAUGCUCCUCAAGGUGGAUUGGGAUUAGUGUUUAAGUUUCCGGGAGACCCGAAGGAAUCAAGAGACAAAACCAAGAUGAAGCUAUGGUUUGAUUUGUUUAGAGUGGAUGGAAGGAAUUUGUCACUCGUUAGAACGCCGUUGUUUUACAAGUUAGUUAGAGUUGGAUUGCCUAAUAGGUUGAGAGGAGAAAUUUGGGAAUUGUGCUGUGGCUCAAUGUACCUUAGAUUGGACUAUCAAGGAGAAUAUAAUAAGAUCUUGGAAGAUCACAAGGACCAGAAAUCAUUUGCCAUUGAAGAAAUUGAAAAGGAUUUAAAUAGGUCCUUGCCGGAAUAUGCGGCUUAUCAGUCUUCGCAAGGUAUCGAAAGAUUAAGACGAGUCUUGACAGCUUAUUCGUGGAAAAACCCCGAUGUUGGCUAUUGUCAAGCCAUGAACAUUGUCGUUGCAGCCAUGUUGAUAUACAUGUCUGAAGAACAAGCAUUCUGGUGUUUAAACGUAUUAUGUGAUCGUAUUGUACCAGGAUAUUAUUCAAAGACCAUGUAUGGAACUUUGCUUGAUCAGAAGGUGUUUGAAUCGUUGGUACAAAAGACCAUGCCUAUGCUUUGGGAACAUAUCACCAAGAAUGAUAUUCAAUUGUCAGUAGUUUCAUUGCCAUGGUUUUUGUCAUUGUACUUGUCAUCAAUGCCAUUAGUAUUUGCAUUUAGAAUACUAGACGUGUUUUUCUUACAGGGACCAAAAACUUUAUUUCAAGUUGCAUUGGCAGUUUUGAAAUUGAAUGGAGAAGCUCUUUUGAAUACUGAAGAUGAUGGAACAUUCAUAUCGAUUAUCAAGCAAUAUUUCUUGACAUUACAUGAAUCAGCCCAUCCAAACUCUCCUAAUCCUAAAUUCAGAAGUAUCACUCGAUUCCAAGAACUUUUAGUCACGGCCUUCCGAGAAUUUUCCGUCAUUGAUGAAGAAAUGAUUAAUAACACCCGAGCAAAGCAUCGAGACACAAUAUACCAAAACAUUUCCAGUUUCGUGAAACGGACUGAGCUUCGUAACUUGCCACGCACCACUAAUAUCUCCCAAGAAACCCUUAGUUUGCUUUAUGACAGAUUCUAUUCCGUAGUUGAGUCAUUAUCAGUGACUAAGGGAUCGGGUACAAGUGUCAUGGAUUAUAAGGUUUUCGUUGAGUUUAUGUCGGAGAUAUGUGAUUGGAUAACUGAUGUUAAUGUCGAUGAUGAGCGACACUUUUUAAGAAGAUUGUUUAACCAUUGGGACACUGAGAAACAAGGAGCACUUACAUUUACCGACUUAUUGGUUGGAUUAAACUCGCUAGUUGAUCCUGAUCUUAUGACUUCAAUGUCGAAUUUCUUUGAACUUUAUGAUACCAAGGGAGACGGUAAGAUUGAUCGUGAAGGAAUCUUGCAAAUUUCUGAAGAUUUAUUGUAUAUUACUAGCCCUUGGAAAGAUGGGGUAUUGUUUGACGGAAUCACAAAAGCCAAUAUAGAGAAUGUCAUUGCUGAUGAAGUAUACAAGAAACAAGUGGAAUCAGGCAAUACCAGUCCUGAUCAAUCUGAAAUACAACUUCCAUCCGAUUUCCAAGUCGAUAGAGAUAAACUAGAACAGCAGCAAGUGGAACGAUACUUGCAAGCGGCUGCUACUUUUAUCCAACGUGCAUUUGAAUACGCCCAACCUGAAGAAGAAGAGCUUCUCAUUAAGGAAUUGGCGAUUGAUAAUUCCAUUUCUCAUAAUGCUGCUCUUAACCCCAACACCCCUGUAUAUUUGAAUUUACCUACUUUCAGAAUGGUUGUCCUUGCUGACGAAACUUAUGAACUAUUGUUUGGUUCUACAUUGCGUGAAGCCACGCAUCUUGAACGGCCAUUGGAUACUAAGUUUGAUCCUAUUCGUAACUUGCGUGAUAUGUUUGAUGGAUUAUUGGCUGAUGGACGGAAAGUCGCUACUAAGGUGCGUUUACGUAUGGAUAGCCGAGCUGCGAAUGGAGGAGGAGGAGCUCCUCCAAAUUCUAGCAAUGCAUCCAUCAAAUCGGGUGCUAAGCGAGAAGAAGAGGAGGAAGAUCAGGAUGACGAUGAUUUGGGGGUCAUUUCCAUUGAUGAUAAUGAUAAGGAUCUUUUAUUGGCUACCGAAGCACAAGUGGUUGUUAAAGAACUGACAGAGAAGCCCAGGAUCUCACGAAUGGAAAGUGAAAAGAUCAUUGGCAAGUCGGAUCAGAAUUUAAUAGAGUUUGAAACGUAA